AUGGAGGACGCGGUCUCCGUGCGCGAGGCCUUGGCCGCGCCCGCGCCACAGGCCGCGGAGGACAAAGAGUCCGCCCAGCCGCGCGACUUCUACGGCGUGUUCGACGGCCACGGCUGCUUGCACGUCGCCGACGCCUGCCGGGACCGGAUGCACGAGCUGGUUGCUGCCGACCUAACCACCUCCGUCGACCCCUCCCCCUGGGCCGCCGCCAUGGAGCGGAGCUUCGCUCGCAUGGAUGCCGAGGUAACCACCUUCGCCGCCGCACGCGGCGCCACCGCCAGACCCAGCUGCCGCUGCGAGGCCAACAAGUGCGACCACUUGGGCUCCACGGCCGUGGUCGCCGUCGUCGACGCCCACCAGAUCGUAAUCCCCAACUGCGGCGACUCGCGUGCGGUGCUCUGCCGCGACGGCGGGAAGCCCGUCGCGCUUUCCUCCGACCACAAGCCCGACCGGCCCGACGAGCUGGCCCGCAUCGACGCGGCCUACUUCGAGGUCUGGAACGGAGGUGCCGACCGCCCAUUCAACGCCGUCCUCACCCUCGUCGCUGCAUUCCGUCGAGCACCUGGUGUGCGGCGUUGA
Messenger RNA from Lolium perenne, 579 nucleotides. Its product is annotated as probable protein phosphatase 2C 68. Gene Ontology annotation, molecular function: cation binding; protein serine/threonine phosphatase activity. The record is from RefSeq and is a predicted model, not a curated record. Gene Ontology annotation, biological process: protein dephosphorylation. NCBI's taxonomy places the organism in Eukaryota, Viridiplantae, Streptophyta, Magnoliopsida, Poales, Poaceae.